Messenger RNA from Ochotona princeps (American pika), 3519 nucleotides. RefSeq names its product glutaminase (gene GLS). The transcript is spliced from 15 exons. Bases 256 to 2052 code for a protein of 598 amino acids. The record is from RefSeq and is a predicted model, not a curated record. NCBI's taxonomy places the organism in Eukaryota, Metazoa, Chordata, Mammalia, Lagomorpha, Ochotonidae. Gene Ontology annotation, molecular function: glutaminase activity; protein binding. Gene Ontology annotation, biological process: L-glutamine catabolic process.
GGGUGAGCGCGGAAUGUCUCUCACCCUCCCCUGCGCGUCCUCCUCAGUCGUGAGCCUCCGGUGGUGAGGAGAGGAGCGGCCGCGGGCAUCACCGGGCAUCGUCGGGCGCCUCCAGAGCAGCCCCUGCGGGAGCCGGAACCACACCCACGACACUGCCCGUUCCUCCAGCAGAGCCCACCGUGUUCCCCUCCAGGGCCGGCCACUCACAUCCGGAGCAUCUUCCCCUGGCAAGCGGACGCCUACUGACACGGAGGCAUGAUGCGGCUGCGAGGCUCAGCGAUGUUGCGGGACCUGCUCCUGCGGCCGCCGGCCACGGUCGGCACGGCUCUGAGGCGGGCACAGCCCCUGGUCACCUUGUGCCGGCGCUCCCGGGGCGGGGGUUGGCCGGCCGUGGGCCUGGCGGACGCCGCGCGGCUCCACCCGUGGUGGGGCGGGGGCGGCCGGCCCGUAGGGUCCCUGGCACGGGGACUGUCCAGCUCCCCCUCGGAGAUCUUGCAGGAGCUGGGCAAGGGGGCCACUCAGCCACAGCCCGGGGCAUCGCCGCCUGGCGCCCCACAGGCGCCCGGCCCCAAGGACAGCCCGGGGGAGACGGACGCGUUCGCCAACAGCGAGGGGAAAGAGCUGGUGGCCGCAGGCGAAAAUAAAGUAAAACAGGGUCUGCUCCCUAGUUUGGAAGAUUUGCUGUUCUAUACAAUUGCAGAAGGACAAGAGAAAAUACCUGUUCAUAAGUUCAUUACAGCACUCAAAUCUACAGGAUUGCGAACGUCUGAUCCCAGGUUGAAAGAGUGUAUGGAUAUGUUAAGAUUAACUCUUCAAACAACAUCAGAUGGUGUCAUGCUAGACAAAGAUCUUUUUAAAAAAUGUGUUCAAAGCAACAUUGUUUUGUUGACACAAGCUUUUAGAAGAAAGUUUGUCAUUCCUGACUUUAUGUCUUUUACCUCACACAUCGAUGAGUUAUAUGAAAGUGCUAAAAAACAGUCAGGAGGAAAGGUUGCAGAUUAUAUUCCUCAGCUGGCCAAGUUCAGUCCUGAUUUGUGGGGUGUGUCUGUUUGUACAGUAGAUGGACAGAGGCAUUCUAUCGGCGAUACCAAAGUUCCCUUUUGUCUGCAGUCUUGUGUAAAACCUUUAAAAUAUGCCAUCGCUGUCAAUGACCUCGGAACUGAAUAUGUACAUCGAUAUGUUGGGAAGGAGCCAAGUGGAUUAAGAUUCAACAAAUUGUUUUUGAAUGAAGAUGAUAAACCACACAAUCCUAUGGUAAAUGCUGGAGCAAUUGUUGUGACCUCAUUAAUAAAGCAAGGAGUAAAUAAUGCUGAGAAAUUUGACUAUGUGAUGCAGUUUUUGAAUAAGAUGGCUGGUAAUGAAUAUGUUGGAUUCAGUAAUGCAACGUUUCAGUCUGAAAGAGAAAGUGGAGAUCGAAAUUUUGCCAUAGGAUAUUACUUAAAAGAAAAAAAGUGUUUUCCAGAAGGCACAGACAUGGUUGGUAUAUUAGACUUCUAUUUCCAGCUGUGUUCCAUUGAAGUGACCUGUGAAUCCGCUAGUGUGAUGGCUGCAACCCUGGCAAACGGUGGCUUCUGCCCAAUCACUGGCGAGAGAGUACUAAGCCCCGAGGCCGUUCGAAACACGCUGAGCUUAAUGCAUUCCUGUGGCAUGUAUGAUUUCUCUGGGCAGUUUGCCUUCCAUGUUGGUCUUCCUGCAAAGUCUGGAGUUGCUGGGGGCAUUCUUUUAGUUGUCCCCAAUGUCAUGGGCAUGAUGUGCUGGUCUCCUCCCCUGGACAAGAUGGGCAACAGUGUUAAAGGAAUUCACUUCUGUCAUGAUCUUGUCUCUCUGUGUAAUUUCCAUAACUAUGAUAAUUUGAGACACUUUGCAAAAAAACUUGAUCCUCGAAGAGAAGGUGGUGAUCAAAGGCAUUCCUUUGGACCAUUGGACUAUGAAAGUCUGCAACAAGAACUUGCUUUAAAAGAGACAGUAUGGAAAAAAGUGUCACCUGAGUCAAAUGAGGACAUCUCCACAACUGUAGUGUAUAGAAUGGAAAGUCUGGGAGAGAAAAGCUAAAGAAACGGGUUCUAGUUUCAGAAUGGUUCUCCGUCUAACCUUUCAAAUAUAUUUUGCAAGCUGCAAGUAUUUAUUUGAGUUUUUUUGUGUUCUCAAUUUUGAGUGCUGGAGCCAUAAAUUUUUUUCCUUUAUAAUCUUUGUGAAGGACAUUAGGUUAAAAGUGACUGUUAAUUUUUGAGAGUUUUACAAGUAAAUGAAGCAAAUUUAUUUUGUUUUUGAAAUAAUUCAAAAAGGAAAAUUUUUAAAAAUUUCUUGAUGUAAUGAAAAUUUAAACUAUGUGGUCAUAUAAUUCCAUUUUAAAACAGUGGCAGAAAAUUUAAUUUCUCAGUUCUAAGACCCACAAAUUGAAUGAAUAAAUUUUGUUGCAUUUUGUUUUAUUCUAGUUUAAAACUGGUUUGCUUAUAGUGGCAACCGAAAAUAACUUUUAUGCUAAAUACGAAAUUAAAAAGCAAAAUAAUUAACCCAAAUUGCUUUAUUUAAAAUAGCAGUAAGAUUAUACGAUUAGCUUAAAUUUAUAUGGAUGCCAUUGUUAGUGUUAGAAUGGUUUUAAAUUUUAAAAAUUUAAAAUUUGAUCCAACACUUUCAAAUGUGUUUUUUUACUUUGCAACUCCUGUGUUCUGUCAAAAUUGUCUGUGAGAGUGUCUUAGAUUACUGAAACAUUUCAGCCAAAGAAUUUCAGCUGAGACCUUAUGGCAUGUUUCAUGGUUAUAAAGCUAUAAUGGUUAGUUACUCAGAAGGAGAGACAGUGAACGUCACCACAUGAAAUAUUUGCCCUGAACAGUCUUAUUUUCAUACUGUGCAUAUAAUUUUUUUCUGUUAUAUUUAAGCAUAAAUGGCAAAUCUUGGUUUGUUAGCUUUCAAUUUUAUCUUAGCAAUUUCAUAAAUGCUUUUGUGAUAAAUUAUUACAUAAAAUUCUGUUGAAGCUCUUCUACAGUACUUGGGAAAUGAAUUUAAUCUGAAGGUAUUAAGAAUGCUACUAAAAUAUCUUGUUAGGUUUGAAUCCUUUUGUUUGGUUACAAAAAUGCAAUAUUGAGAAUCAAAACUUGUUUGUGAAGAGAACUCUAGGUUCUACACAAGCUGAUUUCAAGCAAUUGUUCAAAGUAUUGCAAAGUCUGGGCAAAAGUGAUUGUGAAAAUCCGCAGGACCUAUUCACAUUUCUUUCUUCUUCCAUAUACCUCUCUGGUUCUCCCCAUAAGCUCAAGUAUUUUUUUAUUUAUUUAUAAGUUUGUAAAGUUAGUGGUAGGGUUUAGAAGGUAAGUUAUGGCUUUUUAGCAUGAUAGCAAUAUAUGUGAAUGCGCAAAGUCUGUAAAAGAAAACAUGUUAGCAAAACGGAUUUCAUUCAGUUAUUGAAAUACUAGUGUAAACAUAGAAAUUCUUGAUCAAAUAGUGUUUUGAUAUUAGGAGAGGACUAUCCCUUUUGGAGUAACCUAACUUUUAAAUCUCAGAAUCACAUAGGAAUUUGAAGAG